This is a messenger RNA of Penicillium argentinense, 1800 nucleotides long. RefSeq lists its product as uncharacterized. Gene Ontology annotation, cellular component: membrane. Gene Ontology annotation, molecular function: transmembrane transporter activity. The coding region runs from base 1 to 1800 and encodes 599 amino acids. Lineage: Eukaryota; Fungi; Ascomycota; Eurotiomycetes; Eurotiales; Aspergillaceae. The record is from RefSeq and is a predicted model, not a curated record. The transcript is spliced from 2 exons. Gene Ontology annotation, biological process: transmembrane transport.
AUGGCACCAACACCCGUCGACGACUCCAAAGGCGGCCAAACUCAUACAAUCUAUGAGAUGGAAUCAACAGCCACCUCUACACUAUCACUGUCAAAGACAAUAGACAGCACCCGACGCAACUCGCGCGAGCCAGCAGAAUUCCACGGCUCGCAAGAUGUUGCGGGUCUUCACAAAGUCCCGACGACGCGAACACGUCGGGACUCGCACAUGGGCGAAGCUCUUGAGAACCUGGCUAGUUCUCUCAGUCACCCGCACCAGCACCAGCAUGAAGGUCCUCACGAGCUGGGCGCAGUGCCCUCACGACGCAGUGAGCGGAGUGCCCGUCGUUCAUUCAGACAUCCUUCUCCAGAACGUAUGUCCGACCUCGCCGAAGAGGCGGGUUCACCGGCCGAGCCCAAAUAUCAGGGAAUCCCACCCGAAAUCGGUAGUUUCACAGCCGAAGUCAUCUUCGUCUUCGUGUGCUCUGCCGGUUUACUUUUAUUUUCGUUCCUUUUGGGAGAUAUCACUGUGAACCAGGAAGAAUUCAAAAAGACCCUCGGAAUCAGUAACAGCGAACUGCCAUGGCUACUAGGCGCCUACUCAACCCCCUCAGUCUCUCCGAUGAUAAUGGUUGGCGCCUUCGCCUGGCUAACAAUCUGGAACGUGGUCGGGGUCUUCGCAACCAGAAAGGCAAUCCUCUUCUACAUCGUCCGAGCAAUGCAGGGCCUCGCAAUCGGAGUCCUCGUCUCCGGCUCUAUGAGUAUCCUCGGCCGGGUAUACAAGCCAGGCCGUCGCAAGAACCAAGUGUUUUCCGCCAUGUCCGCCACCGCGCCGUUCGGAUUUUGGCUAGGUGGUAUACAGGGUGGUGCGCUCAAGUCAUAUCUAUAUUGGGUCUUCGGCUCAAACGCCAUCAUCUCAGGGAUUUGUCUUAUCGCAGCAUACACAACCAUCCCCCCGCUCCGACCAGUCGCAGAUAUAGCCGGAACAGAUGCACCAACAAUUCGUGACUUCGACUACAUCGGCGCAAGCUUCGCAGUCAUCGGCUCCAUCUGCGUUCUCUUCGGCCUAACCCAGGGUCCCGUCGUCGAGUGGAGCCCAUACACUUACAUCCUCGUGAUAGUCGGCAUCCUCCUUCUCGUCGCCUUCUUCUUCGUCGAACGCUGGGUCCCACGUCCUCUAAUACCCAACCGACUCUGGCGAACAAAAGGCUUCACCCCGUUAAUGGUAGCCUACUUCUUAGGCUACGGCGCCUUUUCCGGGGCAUGGCAAUUCUUCGCCGUGCAAUUCUGGCUCCGCAUCCAACAGCACGAACCCAUUACCGUCGCCCUCUACCUCCUCCCCAACGCCAUAGUCGGCGUCCUGGCCACUUGGGUCGUCAGCAAAACCCUGCACAUCAUCCCGGGGCACUACAUCUACCUAACAGCAAUGAUCGCCUUCGCCCUGGGACCGGUAUUUUUCCUCCCUCAAACAUCAGGAACAAUAUACUGGGCGCUAUCAUUCCCAGGUAUCGCGCUCGUCACCUUUGGACCAGACUUAUCUUUCGCAGCGGCCUCGAUUUACAUCACUAGUAAUGUGCGCCGCUCGUACCAAGGUAGUGCGGGGAGUUUGUUGGUGACGAUGCAGAACUUAAGCUCGGCGGUUAUGACGGCUGUGGCGGAUGCGAUUGGGACGAGGGUCGAUAAGGGGCCUGAUGGGGAUAUUGGGUUGGAAGGAUUGAGAGCUAUUUGGUGGUUUGCCCUUGCCUGUGAAAUUGUUGCUGCCGGGAUUACAUUGCUUUGGGUACGGAUUCCCAAGGAGGAGGAGAAGGAGCAUGUUACUUGA